Messenger RNA from Rattus norvegicus (Norway rat), 5693 nucleotides. The record is from RefSeq and is a predicted model, not a curated record. Lineage: Eukaryota; Metazoa; Chordata; Mammalia; Rodentia; Muridae.
AAGUGUUGGGACGAUUGGAAACAGCAUUCUUGAAAACAAAACAACAAAGUGAAAAUUCUUACAACUUAUGCUUUGGGAGUGUCCCGGAGAGGAAGGUGCUGGAUGUGAUUCAGUGUGGAAAGGUCAGCACAAUUACUGAUUUCAGGGCAUUAGGGAAACGCAGCAGGAAACAAUACUCAACAGAUUACACUUCUAGGAAAAGAGGGCAGGUUUCUCUCCUCUAGCUUUAGAAAUUUUGCUGCAGGGUAAAGACAAGAUCCCUGCCCUUUUAAAAACCGUAACUCUUUGCCUUAAAAGGAUGCAGGGAUCCUUCUUUUGGCAAAACAACUGCUUUACAGCCUAGCCAAGUCUGAAUGCUUUUCGAGAGGCGCACAUAGCAAAACCGUCUGAGCGCGCCCUGCUAGUGUUCACAGCGAAAGGCAGUGUUACCGAGAAGAGUCUAGCCUGCUGCAGAGCCUUCCGGCUCCGAGGCCAGCCUGUGCUCCGCCCUCCGGCUCGCUGCCACCGGCGGCCCGGCGCUCCCUGGGUGGGGCGGCGGCCCGUGCAGAUGCAGCGGGCCACGCGGGGCCGCUGCUGCAGCCGGCUGGGCGGUGCGCCCGGGCAGCCUCAGCCGCGCGCCGCGUCGCUGUAAUCGGACACCGAGCGCUCGCCCCCGGCGCCCGGCCACUUGCCAUUCACUCCGAGGUGCCGGGUUGAGCGACGUGGAGAAGGGCUCCGGGUGCCGCGGCUCUGCGGCCCGGGGAUUCUGCUACAAAGAAACUCAGCACCGGCCCGCCGGGAUCUCACCCUCCGGACUCCAAGUCUUUAAAGGUCUUCUGGGGAAAGGAUCUGGGGACUGGGAAUCCGAGCCCAGAACAAGUGGCUGUCUUCUCCUGGACCUUUUCCCACCUCGGUAUUUUCCCUUGGAUAUUAAUGUCCAAAUCAGAAGAAAUGGCAUUACGGGAGAUUUGUGUGUUGGUUGGAGUAUUUAUUUGUUCCAUUUGCGUCCAAGGAUCAUCCCAGCCCCAAGCAAGAGUGUAUUUAACAUUCGAUGAGCUUCGAGAAACCAAAACCUCUGAAUACUUUAGUCUGUCCCACCAGCAGUUAGACUACAGAAUAUUACUGAUGGAUGAAGAUCAAGACCGGAUAUACGUGGGGAGCAAAGACCACAUCCUGUCCUUGAAUAUCAACAAUAUCAGUCAAGAACCUUUGAGUGUUUUCUGGCCAGCAUCAACAAUCAAAGUUGAAGAGUGCAAAAUGGCUGGCAAAGAUCCUACACACGGCUGUGGGAAUUUCGUCCGCGUUAUUCAGACCUUCAACCGUACUCACUUGUAUGUCUGUGGGAGUGGAGCGUUCAGCCCAGUGUGCACCUACCUGAACAGGGGAAGGAGGUCAGAGGACCAAGUUUUCAUGAUCGACUCUAAAUGUGAAUCAGGAAAAGGACGAUGCUCUUUCAACCCCAAUGUGAACACCGUGUCUGUUAUGAUCAAUGAGGAACUCUUCUCAGGAAUGUAUAUAGAUUUCAUGGGUACAGAUGCUGCUAUUUUUCGAAGUUUAACUAAGAGGAAUGCAGUCCGGACUGAUCAACACAAUUCAAAAUGGCUGAGUGAACCUAUGUUUGUUGACGCACAUGUGAUCCCAGAUGGCACUGAUCCGAAUGAUGCUAAGGUCUAUUUCUUCUUCAAAGAAAGAUUGACUGACAACAACAGGAGCACAAAACAGAUACAUUCCAUGGUCGCAAGAAUAUGCCCUAAUGACACUGGUGGACAACGUAGUCUUGUCAACAAGUGGACCACAUUCUUAAAGGCAAGGCUUGUGUGCUCAGUCACAGAUGAAGAUGGCCCAGAGACACAUUUUGAUGAACUAGAGGAUGUUUUCCUGCUGGAAACGGACAACCCAAGAACAACACUUGUGUAUGGCAUCUUCACAACAUCAAGCUCUGUUUUUAAAGGAUCAGCUGUGUGUGUGUAUCAUUUAUCUGAUAUACAGACUGUAUUCAAUGGGCCUUUUGCCCACAAGGAAGGGCCCAAUCACCAACUGAUAUCCUAUCAAGGUAGAAUUCCAUAUCCUCGUCCUGGAACUUGCCCAGGAGGGGCUUUUACACCCAAUAUGAGAACCACCAAGGACUUCCCAGAUGAUGUUGUCACUUUCAUUCGGAACCACCCUCUCAUGUACAAUUCCAUCUACCCCAUCCACAGAAGGCCUCUGAUCGUCCGCAUAGGCACUGACUACAAGUACACAAAGAUUGCUGUGGACCGUGUGAAUGCUGCUGAUGGGCGAUACCACGUUCUGUUCCUCGGGACAGAUCGGGGCACCGUGCAGAAGGUCGUAGUCCUUCCUACCAACAGCUCUGCUAGUGGGGAGCUCAUUCUGGAGGAGCUGGAAGUCUUUAAGAAUCAUGUUCCUAUAACAACAAUGAAAAUCUCAUCCAAAAAGCAACAGUUGUACGUGAGCUCCAAUGAGGGGGUUUCCCAAGUCUCUCUGCAUCGUUGCCAUAUCUACGGCACAGCCUGUGCAGACUGCUGCCUGGCAAGGGACCCAUACUGCGCCUGGGAUGGCCACUCCUGCUCUAGGUUCUACCCCACUGGGAAACGAAGGAGCCGAAGACAAGACGUGAGACACGGGAAUCCAUUGACACAGUGCCGAGGGUUCAAUCUGAAAGGUAUGAGAGCAUACAGAAAUGCGGCUGAAAUUGUUCAGUACGGAGUAAGAAAUAACAGCACUUUCCUUGAAUGUGCUCCCAAGUCUCCGCAGGCAUCUAUCAAGUGGUUGCUGCAGAAAGACAAAGACAGGAGGAAGGAGGUUAAACUGAAUGAACGCAUUAUAGCCACUUCCCAAGGACUACUGAUCCGCUCUGUUCAAGAUUCUGACCAAGGACUCUACCACUGCAUUGCCACAGAGAACAGCUUCAAACAGACCAUAGCCAAGAUUAACUUCAAAGUUUUAGAUUCAGAAAUGGUGGCCGUUGUGACAGACAAGUGGUCCCCAUGGACAUGGGCUGGAUCUGUGAGGGCUCUACCCUUCCAUCCAAAGGACAUCCUGGGGGCAUUCAGCCACUCGGAAAUGCAGCUCAUCAACCAGUACUGCAAAGACACCCGGCAGCAACAGCAGCUGGGGGAGGAGCCACAGAAGAUGAGAGGGGACUAUGGCAAACUAAAGGCGCUCAUCAACAGCAGGAAAAGCAGAAACAGGAGGAAUCAGCUUCCAGAGUCAUAAAACAUUCAUCCUUGGAGUUUGGCCACCAGGAACAAAUGCUCUGUCUUCACUAGUCAACUACUAAGCAAAAUCUUGUGCUUUACCCAUGAGAAAUCCCUGACAAAAGCUGGAGACUCACUAUAAAAAGUGUGUUCUUUGUGGACUGAAAUGAGCAUGCAUCUUCUUGUAUGAUACAGACUAGCGCUAGACAUGUCAUGGUCCUCAUGGUGCAUAGAAAUAUUUAACUUAUCCCAUAUUUUAUUUAUAUCUUUAUGUGUCUUUUCUUCAACACCAAUGCAGCAUCAGAAGCAGAACUGUUACACCCGGUAAAUUACCCUGCGCUGUUCCUUCUGUGCUCUAGGGGUUUACCUUUCUAAUUGUCACUGGUUUUUAUACAUGAAAACGAAUUCCAGUUCACAAUUUUCACAUAGUAAAUGUCCUAUAAAUGUGUGUGACAUCCAAUGUCUUGGAGGUUACACAAAUGACAGGGAAGAGAGCAUCCAGAUGUUACAUAAAGUCAAGAGUGACUCAUAAAGAGAAAGUGAUGAGUUCAUAUGCUUCCCGUGAUUUAUAUUCUUGCUUGUCCCUUUGCUUAAGAUUGUAAGAUGUGUCAGUUGCUGAUGUCUGCCAUCAAUGGUUGUUCUCUUGUUUUGGAAAGACAAAAUGAAUAGCCUGUACCAUCCCAUCUUUGAUGGGAGAUCUAUCAGUGAGACAUUGACAUUUCUACUGUUAUGUUAUCAUCUUCCAAACAAAAGCACUUUGUCUUUUGGAAGUUAUUUAAGUUAUUAUAGACUUAGAUAAACUCUUGCAUUAUUUAAUUGAUUUACUGUUUUGGUUUUAAUGCCCUAGUCUACCUGGAAAAUUAAAGGAAACAGGGAUGAAAUAUUAAAGCAUGUAAUUUUUCCAUGCAGAGUAGAGCUAACCAAAAUUAAAAAGGAAGAUCAAAGCAUACGAUUUGCCAUGUAAAGGAAUGUGUAACAUGUAGUUUGUUUUCCACAUUAGCAUUAGGAAUCAAACUGUAGAAGUAAUUUGUACAUCCAAGAACCAGUUUCACAAACCAUACUGAGUUUUCAGACAAAGUAUCAUGAUUUUAUAAACAUAUCUACCAUUCUAAGGUUAUUAUUAAAUCAAGAAAGAAAAUCUCAACACACUAUAAACAAAAUAGAAUAUCUAUUUUCACUCAGACAUUUUUUUCCACUUGAUAAUACUUCUUUAGGAAUAUUGAUACACUUGUUCAGGGACCUGUGUAACCAUUGAAAAAUUUUAGUACUAUCUUCUAAUUACACAUUUGGAUUGUUAAAUGAGAAAUGUAUAAUCCUAAAAUCAGUUUCUGCAAUUUAAAUGGAUAAAAUAUAGGAGAUUUUCUUAUAUGUCUUUUAAUUAUACAUCUUUCAUUUAAUUUCAUUUCAUUUGAAUAUGUUUAUAUCUUCAGAUAAAAAGAGAAAUUUUACAAAACACUAUUGAAACACACUUUGUAUUAACAAUUCAUUUAGAAGGUAAUUAAAACGGAUCUACAUCCUUUUACAGUGCUGUGGGAAAGAACUCCAGGAAGUAAAAUUAUGAGUUGGUAGUAGGACCAUGUGUUUAGCAUGCACUGGGUUCAAACAGACAGAAAGGAAGAAAUAUGAGGAGGAAGAGAGGCAGGCAUAAAAAAAAGAAUAGAGAGGAAAGAAGGAGAGCAGGAAGGAGGAAAAGAAGGCAAAGAAAGACAGAGAGAAUACAUUCAUUAUCAGAAGAUUAAAAAAAUGUUAGUUACAUGAUGGUCAGUUUGGGGGUUCUAAGAGUGCACCUCAGUGUUAGAGAAGACAACAGUUAAAACAGAGGGCAUAAAUGUACCCAAAUGUGUACAGUACCACAAUAACCUAUACAGUCAUCAUAUGCAAAUGAUUAGCUUGUUUAAAAUGUUCACACUUUGGUUUUCCUUAUGCAUAUACAAAUAGCAGUGUGUUCACAAGCAAUGCUAACACCGCCCUCUAUGUUUAUAACAAAUCUAUUGUAUGAAGAGAGUUAAAAUAAAAUGACAUCCAAGGCACCAUUCCCCUUGCUCCUCUUAGCUUCAAACUGCUAGUCAGUGAUGUUUAGUUCUAUGAUAUUAUUUGUUCUAUUUAAUACCUCCUGUUUUUUUUACCAUAAUUAUAUUUUAAAUCCUCAUUUCCUUUCCUCAAAAGAUAUAGAAAUUACUGUUCAGCAAAACCUGGCCAAAAGUAAAACAUAUGUAUUUCUCAAAGACAUAAUUAAUACAUAUUGGUUAUGGGUGAUUCCUUGGCUUUAUGUUGUUUACUUGGGAAAUUUAAUGGUUUAACAUGUUUUUUUUUGUAUUGUACAUAAAAUUACCUAGAAAUGCACUUUUACCCCACAAUGUAGGUUCGUGAAUAGAUUUAGCAUGAUGAAGCUGUCUUUACAGUGAAUGUUCCCCCAUGUAGAGAAAGCAAACUAGAUAUAGUUACCACAUGAGAAUUUAAUUAGAUGUUGAAAAAAAAUCAUUUGUCUGGAAAAAAUAAAACAUUGAAUUCCCCCAA